AUGCCAUAUGUGAUGAAUGGAAUGUAUGCCAAGACCAUCACAGCCUGGAGAAACAGGACUAUGCCAGCCACAGCAGAUAUGGGAGCUUCCAUUCAGGGUUUUCUCACCUCGAAAUAUGCUGUGCCCAUCCUUAUUCUCAAAUAUGCACUGGAGGUAGCACCCAAAUCCUAUGUUAUUCAUGAUUCUCAAAAGAUGAUGUGGGUCCUGAGUGGAAAUUCUUUAAUAGCACCUCCUCUUAGCAGAAGUGUUAAGCCUGUCACUCUUGCUUUAAUAGCCUGUAGAGACACAGAAUUUGGUGAUGAGAAAAAGGGUAAUGUAGUUUACCUGGGAAUCAAGGAAAAAGAGCUCUGUCUCUUCUGUGCAGAAAUUCAGGGCAAGCCUACUUUGCAGCUUAAGGAGAAAAAUAUCAUGGACCUGUACACGGAGAACAAAGCAGAGAAGCCCUUUCUCUUUUUCCACAAUAAAGAAGGCUCCACCUCUCUAUUUCAGUUAGUCUCUUACCCUGGCUGGUUCACAGCCCCCUCCUCCACAUCAGGACAGCCCAUCAUUCUAACCCAGGAGAGGAACAAAACUAAUAACACUAACUUCUACUUAUAUUCUGUGAAUUAA
This is a messenger RNA of Cebus imitator (Panamanian white-faced capuchin), 609 nucleotides long. It is a transcript of the gene IL36B, whose product is annotated as interleukin 36 beta. The coding region runs from base 1 to 609 and encodes 202 amino acids. NCBI's taxonomy places the organism in Eukaryota, Metazoa, Chordata, Mammalia, Primates, Cebidae. Gene Ontology annotation, molecular function: cytokine activity; interleukin-1 receptor binding. The record is from RefSeq and is a predicted model, not a curated record. The transcript has 4 exons. Gene Ontology annotation, biological process: positive regulation of gene expression; inflammatory response to antigenic stimulus; cellular response to lipopolysaccharide.